AUGGUGGCCCUUGCACGGCAGACCGGGCGCUUGCUCUACAGAGGGGAGGGGCUCGACAACGGCAUCGAGGCCAUGCUUAUCAACAAGGAGCCAGAUCUGUUCGAGCCUGCCACUUAUGGGAGGUGGGUGGAUCUGAGUGAUGGCAGCCACUCACGUAUUUAUCGUUCACUCAUGUGUCGUGUGUGAUUGGUUGGCUGCAGUGAGCGCGUCAGCCACUUCUUCAAGCAGAUGGACACUGUUCUCAGGCAAAGGGGAGGUCGGGCCCUGCCGUCCAACGGUAAGCAGAUACAGUCCGCACAAUCAACCAGGAGAGCUCAGAAUACCUGCUUGCUCUGUGUGUGUGUGUGUGUGUUUGGGCGUGUGUGUGCGUGUCUGAUGCAGGCCACAUUGCGGUUGCCGACGCUGCAAUUGCCGCGCAGUGGGGCGAGGCUGCAUCGAUAUGGCCAAUCGGUGACUUCCACUGGCUCACUUUCAGAGAAAGGUACAGCACAUACAAAGUGUCCGUUGUGUGCAUAACAUACACGCAUGUCAUGCCCUGCAUUCUACAGGCAAGAGCUGUGGACGCCGUCUGAUGCCAUACACCGAGACCACCAGCUGCCCUCCCUCUCGGCCGUCAGCACCUAUCUCGACGACGUGGGCGCAGCAUGGGACACCACACAGACACGGCGGCUGCUGAGGCGUCCACCAGAGCCCCUCCUUCCACUCAAAGGACGACGGCAGACAUCGCCGGAUGCUGAUGUUGACGACAACAUGCCAGCGGCUCUUGUGGCCGCCAUGAAGAAAGGCAACGAGGUGCUGUUUUCGCCCCCCCGCGGUGCCGCACCGCCGAUAGCCAUGCCGUCGGAGGCCCUGCGUGCUGACUUGGACAGUGGGCGGCUGACGAGAGAGAGGAUCCAAAGCCUUAUCGAUGAUGACAGCGAUACAGACAGCGAGAGUGGUGAUGAGGAGGGGGAUGAUGAUCUGUCGAGCGAGUCGUCAGGGGACGACAGCAGCGCUGCCGGCAGCGAUGGCGAUGGUGGAGAGGGGGAGGACGGCGGGACAAACACACGGAGAGUGGCCUUCAUCGCCGUGUCGGCAAAAUUUGACGAUCAGGUGAGCGUGGGCAGGGGGCGAGGCGCGUGUGUACGCACCCACGGUCAUGCAUCUGUAUUUAUUACGCAGGUGAGGGAGGCGCUCGGCAUCCCAUCGAUCUAGAUGAGUGAUUAACAGUGCUGACAUACAUGAGUGU
Molecule: messenger RNA, 1228 nt
Organism: Vitrella brassicaformis
Lineage: Eukaryota; Vitrellaceae
Source: the annotation of a GenBank genome assembly